Messenger RNA from Spodoptera frugiperda (fall armyworm), 723 nucleotides. RefSeq lists its product as uncharacterized. The transcript has 2 exons. The coding region runs from base 1 to 723 and encodes 240 amino acids. Lineage: Eukaryota; Metazoa; Arthropoda; Insecta; Lepidoptera; Noctuidae. The record is from RefSeq and is a predicted model, not a curated record.
AUGCGAGUACAACUACAUAAUGAUACGCAAUCGGGGCAAUAUGCAGCUGCUCUAUUGAAAAUCGGUGAAGGUCGAAUGACUACGGACGCUAACGGCAUGACUACAUUAAAUCAAGAAUUUUGUAAUGCUGUCCAAAACUUGGAAGAUCUUAAAAACAACGUCUAUCCCGGUUUAGAAUAUAACAUGAGGAAUAGAGAAUGGCUGUGUGAAAGGGCAAUAUUAGCACCGACCAAUGAAAUCGUGGGAAAGAUCAAUGAAAGAAUGAUGUCACAUGUGCAAGGCGAUGUUGUCGAAUAUUUGUCAGUAGAUAUUGUCAUGGACAGUGAACAGGUGACGUCUUAUCCUACCGAGUUUCUAAACUCUUUAGAGCUGUCAGGAGUGCCGUCUCAUAAGCUGAGACUGAAAGUUGGGGUUCCAGUUUUAUUAAUGAGAAAUCUCGAAGCGCCGAGACUAUGCAACGGGACUCGAUUGCAAAUUACGCAGCUAGGACGCAAUAUUAUUGGAGCAAUUAUAAUGACAGGUAUAGCUAAAGAUGAAGAAGUUUUGAUUCCACGCAUACCCAUGAUCCCUACAGAUUUACCGUUUCAGUUUAAAAGAAUCCAGUUUCCCCUCAAACCAGCCUUCGCAAUGACCAUUAACAAAGCGCAAGGGCAAACACUUAAAGUAGCAGGUGUCCAUUUAGAGAAAAACUGUUUUUCGCAUGGCCAACUGAAGGAUGAAUAA